AUGGAGGAUAUUGGGCUGGUUAAGCAAGGGUGGAAAUGGUUGCAAACGCAGAAACAUGCCUAUUCGCGGGUGAAAACUGCAGUGGGGUGUUUGAGGGACAAGAUUGGAGUGUGUAUAGAGAGGCAUUGGCCCAUGGUGUGCAGUGGAUGUGCAAGAUUUGGGAGGUUGAUGCUUUUCAUGUUGAUUUAUUGGAAAGAUUGUGUUAUGAGGGGUUUUAAUUCGGUUAUCAAACUAGGCUCGGCAGCUUUGCUUCUUAUAAUGUGGAGUUGCUUUCUCAGUCUCACUUCAAUGUCUUGCUUGCUUUAUGUACUAAUUUGUAUGGGAGCUGCAGGAGCUGCUGUUCGGUAUUUGGGCUACACUCCUGGACUUUUUAUUGUAGGACUAUUUGCUAUUUUAAUUUUAUGGAUGUAUGCUAACUUUUGGAUAACUGGAACAUUAUUUAUAGUUGGUGGCUAUUUGUUCUCUCUAAAUCAUGCACGGCUAGUUGUCUUAAUGGCGACUAUAUAUGCUAUUUAUUGCGUGAAAGUUCGAGUUGGAUGGCAUGGUGUUUUCCUAUCAAUAAACCUCACCUUUUUCUCAAAUGACGUAUUAAACUUUCUGCUUCAGUGGUGUGAUAAUGUCAGUGAAAGCACCCAAUUUGAAGAGCAUAAGGAAUCUGAAACAGUUCUGGAAGAUGAGUUCUCUGCAGAAUGUGAAUUCUCAAUUCCUGUUGAUGAAUCUGAAAAGGUUCAACCAUGCAAAUCAUCCAGCAAACCAGCUGCUAGCUCAUCUGUUGUGAAUAACCAAAAAGAGUCUUCUGCUGGAAAAGUAAUUGUAGAAGAAACAAGCUCAGCUGAUGAGAUGCAAAGAAUAUUAGUUAGUGUAGAUCAUUAUGGAGCACUGGGAUUUCCUCGCCACAAGCGAAUUGAUGUUACACUUUUGAAAAAGGAAUACCAUAAAAAGGCCAGGCUUGUCCAUCCUGAUAAAAAUAUGGGAAGCCCUUUAGCAAGUGAAUCAUUUAAGAAACUUCAAUGUGCUUAUGAGGUUCUGUCUGAUUCUGUGAAGAAGAGGGACUAUGAUGAGCAGUUGAGAAAGGAAGAAUCUAGGACUAGAAGUGUAUGUCAGAGGUCCCAUAGUACUUCAAAUCAGGAUAAUCCAGAUUACUGCUCUGAGGAGUCUAGGCGGAUCCAGUGCACCAAGUGUGGCAAUUCACAUAUAUGGGUGUGUACUAAUAGGUCUAAGGCCAAAGCAAGAUGGUGCCAGGAUUGCUGCCAAUAUCAUCAAGCCAAGGAUGGAGAUGGAUGGGUUGAAUAUAAAGGCUCAUUGGUCUUUGAUAGGCCUCAUAAGAUGGAGAUUCCACGUGCAUUUGUUUGUGCUGAGAGCAAAAUCUUUGAUGUGUCAGAAUGGGCCAUUUGUCAGGGAAUGCAAUGUAGGCCCAACACCCACAGGCCGAGCUUCCAUGUAAAUAUGGUUGGCUUGGAGAAGACACAACGGUCAAACUCGAGCAGAUAUCCAUGGGAUUUGGAUGCUGAAAUGAUGGAUGAGGAUGAAGAAUUCGAAUUGUGGCUUCAGCAGGCUGUGGCUUCUGGCCUUUUUUGUGAGACCUCCAAACGUAGAAAGAGUUGGAGUCCUUUUAAGUUGCCACAAAAGAAAGGGAAGAAGCAAUGGCGAAGGACAUCAACUUAA
This is a messenger RNA of Dovyalis caffra, 1665 nucleotides long. The record is from the annotation of a GenBank genome assembly. NCBI's taxonomy places the organism in Eukaryota, Viridiplantae, Streptophyta, Magnoliopsida, Malpighiales, Salicaceae.